Molecule: messenger RNA, 510 nt
Organism: Saccostrea cuccullata (small rock oyster)
Lineage: Eukaryota; Metazoa; Mollusca; Bivalvia; Ostreida; Ostreidae
Product: peroxynitrite isomerase THAP4-like
Exons: 2
Coding region: 1-510 (169 amino acids)
Source: RefSeq, a predicted model, not a curated record
AUGCCCAGUAGUUGCUGCUGUGUACCUGGAUGUCAUGAAAGAGGCGGGCAUCAGUUCCCGACCGAAAAAUCUAGGAGAGACAAGUGGAUUAUAGCAAUUAAACGCUUGGACGAACAUACGAGAAAGCUAUGGGAGCCUUCCAAGUCUGCCUUUGUAUGCAAAGGACAUUUUAAACCUGACGAUUACGUGACAGAAACAAUACAAGGACAGAAACCAUUACAUGGAAGAUUAAAGAGCUCUUCAGUCCCUAGUAUUUUCUGCUGGACAAAGUCAUCGGCGGCAUCAACUUCAAGAUUUUCUCGAGUAGAAGGCCGGGUGCAGAAAAAGAGAAAAUUUGAGGAAGCUUGUCAUGAUGACCUUGAGGACAGCAUUAAUGAAUCAAAUGUAGAUUUGUUGAAGAGAUUGUGUCAGCUUAUGAGUCAACAAGCAAUGAUACUAACAUUACAUCAUGUAGUCCAGAAUUUAGAGAAAUGCAGACACAAACACAAUCACAACCAUUAUUUUCAGUAG